CAAACAUGAGCGACUUGGUGGCGCCAAAUUUAUAACCAAGGAAUCGCAAAGUGGACGAUGCGGACGGAACUAUUUUCGAACUGUACCUUUCAUCCUUCGUCCUCCGCGGGUUCCAUAUCCUAUGCGUCGGCCGAGGUCAGUGAACCCAAUGGAGGUACGGUGUCGUGGAGAAUGUGAAUGUUGCCAAUCCUUGAACGAGAGUGCCGACUCUGCCGAGUGCCGUGCACCCUGCAAGGGCACACUGCGAGGGCAAGGCCGGCUGUUUGGCGCGCGGUUGGCCGCGAAUCAGGACCCUCUUGCAAGCCAAGGGCGCUAAUCAAUCACUGGACGACAGGGAUCCGGUGCAUGGGG
Canariomyces notabilis is the source of this 351-nucleotide messenger RNA. RefSeq lists its product as uncharacterized. The coding region runs from base 122 to 316 and encodes 64 amino acids. The record is from RefSeq and is a predicted model, not a curated record. The transcript has a single exon. Lineage: Eukaryota; Fungi; Ascomycota; Sordariomycetes; Sordariales; Chaetomiaceae.